This is a messenger RNA of Chara braunii, 3323 nucleotides long. NCBI's taxonomy places the organism in Eukaryota, Viridiplantae, Streptophyta, Charophyceae, Charales, Characeae. The record is from the annotation of a GenBank genome assembly.
CCUCUAGGGGUGCAUUGCAAAGAUGGGGUCCAACUGAUGACAGCAUUCGGUGUGAGUGUUUCGCAAAAUGUUUUGUCAUCGUCCUUCCUCGCAGCGUGGCUGCGGGAGGUUCACUUGUUGGGAUAAGAGGAAUGACCGGAUCCGUCCUCCAGGCACCAUGUCCCCGAAUGACUUCGAGGGAAUGAAACGGAAAAGGAAAUGGGAAGCGUUCAUGAACGCCGCCUUCAAAAUGACACCUGAUUCCGGUUUCAUGAACUCGUACCUGGAGAACGAGUACUGCAAGGACUGGACGAACAAGAUGCGCGGAUACAUGAAUCUUGCGCAGUGCGGCGAGACGGUAUGGCCGCUAGUACAUAAAUUAUUUGCCAUGUACGAGAAAGGGCUAUUGCCGAAAAUCGACGGUGUGGGAUACAUCGACCUGCCGGGGAAAGUGGAAGGGAGGCUGCCUGGGCAAUACUUCCUCAAGGACAACUCCGACAAAAAAGUCUUGUUCCACUGCAUCAAGGUCAGAAAGGGGCCACCAGGCGCAACGGUGUCUAUACCUGAUUUGACGCCUACAAUCUUCAAGCAGUUUGGCGAUAUGACAGCGAGAGAGAAACAAGUGGCGCUUCACCACAUGAUGCAUGGUGAUGUCAUCGUGUCAUCACGUACGGUUGUUCAAUGGUUAUGCAACAUGGCGGACCUGGUGAAAUAUACUCGGCGUGAAAGGUAUAUGAUCCGUAUGUUCAACUACAUAUUGUUCAAGGCCGAUGGAAGGUCAAAAGAAGAGUGGAACGCUGACUUCUUCAUCGAUUAUACGACCAUCUUGGAGAGGUACAGCAAAAACAGUCUGUCUGAUGAGAAAUUGACCGAGGAACGCGACCUCAUCCCUGACGACAAGGCGAGGAAGGUGCCGAGGCGUUUGGGCGGUCCUGAUGAGGAAAAUGGUGAGAACGGUGCGGGACUGGAGGCAACCCAAGGCAUGUACAAGGAAGCCCCGUUGCACCUCAAGUGUUUCAUUUACGAGGCGAUCGACUGCUUGGACGACCUGAGAGCGAAGGUUAAUCGAAUAUCCUCCAGUGUUUGUCACAUCUUUUGGGAAGUGAGGAAGAGGAUUACCACGAUCCUGCCAUUUGAAAUCGAACCGAAGGGAGUGCUCACCGACAACGAGGAGGUUGUUGGUACGACGAGGGGGAUGAAGAUACGGGCAACCAUUCUUGACAUGUCAACAUCACCGAACUGUGUUCCGUGGGAUGAUGACGCAUUUUCUGAACUGUACGCUUUCCUCAUGACAUGUUGUGGCGAAAAUUGGGCCUUGAUCAUUUUCGUGUCGAUGAAGCACCAGAAACAGGUGAUGCAGAGUGUGUACAAGUGGGAUGAUGUUGAGGUGCUCACUGGGUCAUGGUACAAAUACUACACACCUUCGACAACCUUGAAUAAGUACGGCAACAUUGCAGUUCGGUACACUGACAUGAUGGCUAUUGUCCUCCACGCCGAGAACGACAAUUUGGACAAUAUAACGGUUGCGCCGAAAUUGCGAGCCGAGUUGACAAAUUUGAACGUUGAAGAGGGAGAAUUUGUGAGGUGCUCAGGGGAGUGUAUCGGCGUGUCAGGCGACAUUGACCCGGUUUAUUCUUGGAUGGAACGAGAGUCAGCACGUCUCCGAAAACUAUGCAGCUCGUUCAUCAGGGAGGACGAUGGCGUGAUGUUGUUGGGCAGGGCGCAUGCGGGACUAGUUUGGGAACUCGCUCGCGCCGGACACCACGUGUUUGCGUGUGACGACGUGACAAAAGAGCUCACAUACCUUUCCAAGUUUUUGGAGUUUUAUGUGAAGGAUCCGAGGAACAAAUCUAGGUUCGAAAAGCCCCAAAUCGAGCACCGCAAGGACCGGGACAUAUGCUACAAGCUCGGCAGAAAGAGGGAGAAAGUGUGGGCUUACUUGUUCGGUGACAGCCCACAGUCGGCGAUUGAUAACGACUACGUCAUCAGGAAAAGUGAACUUGAGAUAACAAUGAACGAGUACCACGACUCGCACAUGGGCAAGUGGCACAUGGUUGUGAAGAAAAGAGACCGCGGGUGGGUCGGGAAGGAAAGAAAGGACGCUGCGAUAUGGCACAGCGUGACGGAAACGCAACUUUUUCGACGAGUGAAAAAAGAAAAUGCCAGUGCAGGCGAGGUGGCUAUAGCGGCAAAGGCGAAAACAUUGUUUGAGCAUCUGCGUGCGAACAAACAACUGGAAUUCAGCACAAAGUUCUACGACCUUGCAUCAAGUGUGUUGUACGGCUCCAUCGAUUGGAAAGUCGAACAGGCGCCAUCAUUACAAGGAAUCGAAAGCAUCAACUCUCUGAAGACUCAAGACGUCAUCGUGUCUAACACCAUCGUCGCAAUUGCUAGAGGGGAUGCAGCCUGCCAAACGGACACACGUGCAAACGCAACUCACGUGCACAACGAACAGUUGCGAGCAUGUGCUCAACAAAGCACACAGAGAAGCGCAAUGGGGGAUUCCACUAUGAUUCGCAAGGACGGCGACGACAUGGAGUCAAGCACAUUGGCGGAGCAGCCAACGGGGGGGGUCAACGAUGGGGCAACAAUCGUCGGAUCUUUCGGGUCUCUUGUAGCCACAAUGGCGGCGAGGCAAGGUGUAUCCGAGAUGAUGGAGACCGAUGCUGGGCAGGAUGGUGAAAGUCAGACGGUGAAGGUGGUACAAGAGGAGGAGGCAGCAUCAACAGAGCAGACGAAGAAAGGUGAGGGAUCCCGCGAACAAAAUUUCAUAAUAGAUAUGAGAUCGGAGAGUACGGACAAGGAUAUGAUCCAAAAUAACGAGCGGAAAGAUGAGUACGCUGCACCAAGAGUGGAAGGUGACCACGAAGAGGACGCGCAACGACUGAGACGGUCGACGAGAGUUGUGAUAAAGAAAACUAUGGUAGAUGCAUAGACAAUGCUUAGACAGACAUGGGUGUCUAUACGUUUCUGGUUAUAUUGAUGUGUUGUCACUAAUGAUGAUGGGAUAUUCAUCCGGGCCUCACAUGGGUGUCUACGCAUUUUUUGUUAUAUUGAUGUGUUGUUGCUACUUACUAUGUUAGGAAAAUAUGCUAGACAGGAAUGGGGGGUAUCUACGCGUUUUAGGUUAUAUUGUUGUGUUACUGGAAGUGUUAUUGUGACACUUCAAUUCUCGAAAUUGCACUGCCGAUCAUAGAGGGUACCCCAUCUCGAUACGUAGGUGUGUGUGUGUGUGUGUGUGUGUGUAGGCAGAGGUGGACUCGUUAGCAGCGUUAGGUUCUGUGUGUGGAUUAAAUUGUGUGCGCAUGCUUGGUACAGUUUUAUAAUAAAGGCAUAUGAAAACA